CCAAAGUCCAACUAUAUAUUUUCCCAGUUCCAACUCUAUCUAUAAUCCUUUAAAAGAGGCGGAGCUGCAAUGGCGUCUCUGCGACUUUCUUCUCUUAAUCUAUUGGUCUCGACUACCAGUCAAGCUGCCUCUGCCCGGUCGUCGUUGCUCUCGCGGCGGAAAAUUCACUUCUCUUAUCUUGGGUUCACUCACAGGAAUAAAUAUUGGGCUUCUGUCUCACGCAAUUUCUCUACUCAAAUCAAAGCAAGGAAGGAGACACCAGAGAGUGAAGAGGGUAACCAUAAGACGGGCCAAGAUGGAUUCAUCACCCCUCGUUCUCAGGACUUCAAUGCCUGGUAUCUCGAUGUCAUCGCUAACGCCGAGCUUGCCGAUUAUGGUCCCGUCCGUGGUACGAUGGUUAUACGCCCUUAUGGCUACGCUAUCUGGGAAGCUAUCCAGGAUUACUUGAAUGCUAAGAUCAAGGAAACAGGUCAUAAAAACGUGUACUUUCCGCAGUUUAUACCAUAUUCAUUUAUAGAAAAAGAAGCUAGCCAUGUGGAGGGUUUCAGUCCAGAACUAGCACUUGUAACCAUUGGAGGAGGAAAGGAGCUAGAAGAAAAACUUGUGGUACGACCUACUAGUGAAACCAUUGUCAAUCACAUGUUUACUCAAUGGAUUCAUAGUUACCGUGAUCUCCCUCUCAUGAUCAAUCAGUGGGUGAAUGUUACAAGGUGGGAAUUGCGGACAAAACCAUUUAUUAGGACACUUGAAUUUCUCUGGCAAGAGGGUCAUACAGCUCAUGCAACUGCAGAAGAGGCAGAAAAAGAGGCACUGCAGAUGAUUGAUGUCUAUGAGAAAUUCGCUUAUGAGCAAGCUGCAGUACCUGUUAUUACAGGUCGAAAGUCACAGCUUGAGACAUUUGCUGGUGCAUCAAGAACUUAUACAAUUGAAGCCAUGAUGGGUGAUCGUAAGGCUCUACAAGCUGGAACUAGCCAUAACCUUGGGCAGAAUUUCUCCCGUGCCUUUGGAACACAGUUCACAGAUGAAAAUGGACAAAGGCAGCAUGUAUGGCAGACAUCAUGGGCUGUCAGUACCCGUUUUGUUGGUGGUAUCAUCAUGAUUCAUGGAGAUGAUGCUGGUUUGAUGCUUCCUCCCAAAAUAGCACCAGUACAGGUGGUAAUUGUACCUAUCUGGAAGAAGGAUGAUGAAAAAACACAAGUUCUUAAUGCUGCAUUAUCCGUAGAAAAUUUAUUGAAAGCAACAGGAAUCAGGGUGGAACUGGACAAGUCUGAACAGAGAACCCCAGGAUGGAAGUUUAACUUCUGGGAGAUGAAAGGUGUUCCUUUAAGGAUUGAGAUUGGACCUCGUGAUGUUUCAAGUGGAACUGUAGUCAUCUCAAGGAGAGAUAUUCCAGGAAAGCAAGGUAAAGUUUUUGGAAUAUCUAUGGAACCUCCGGUAUUGGAAGCCUAUGUGAAGGACAAGUUGGAUGAAAUCCAAUCUUCUCUUCUAGAAAGGGCAUUAUCUUUCCGAGAUAGUAACAUUGUUGAUGUGAACUCGUAUGAUGAGCUGAAGGCUGCAAUUUCUCAGGGCAAAUGGGCAAGGGGUCCCUGGGCAGCGAGUGAUGCAGAGGAAUUGAAGGUGAAGGAAGAGACUGGAGCAACCAUUAGAUGUUUCCCGUUUGAGCAGCCCCAAGGAGCGAAAACAUGUUUGAUGACUGGCAAUCCAGCGGCAGAAGUUGCAAUAUUUGCGAAGUCAUACUAACUCAAAUUUUCCUUUGAUUUUUGACCACCAUCUCAUUCAUUUUUGUACCGGUAGCAUCUGCAGAGAUUCUUUUUCAUUUUUAGAUGCAGAUUUUUUUUAUCCUAAAUUAACAUGCCUUGCCAAGAAAUCAUGAUUUUCCACACGUUGAAAGUGUAACCAAUUUGUGGUAAACGGUUGAAGUUUCAAAAGCCAUGUAUUUUAAAAUUGUUAUCAUUUAUUGAAUUUUAUGUAUUUUGUA
This is a messenger RNA of Nelumbo nucifera (sacred lotus), 1978 nucleotides long. It is a transcript of the gene OVA6, whose product is annotated as Class II aaRS and biotin synthetases superfamily protein. Gene Ontology annotation, biological process: prolyl-tRNA aminoacylation. Gene Ontology annotation, cellular component: mitochondrion; cytoplasm; chloroplast stroma. Gene Ontology annotation, molecular function: proline-tRNA ligase activity; ATP binding. Lineage: Eukaryota; Viridiplantae; Streptophyta; Magnoliopsida; Proteales; Nelumbonaceae. The record is from RefSeq and is a predicted model, not a curated record.